AUGGGCGGGGCAAGCAACCCUGCUGUCGAUGAGCAUCAGUCUCUGAAUAGGGCUGACGAAGUCGAGGAUGCAAGUGGCUCCCUUCCCUCUAACUAUUCUUCCGUUCCCCACAAUAUCCAUGUCCUCCUGGAUGCAGUCAAGGCUCUUAUUAUACCCUUUAUCCGCAGUGCGGAUGAGGCGGCCCCUCUGAAGGCAUCGGGUAACUCGACGGUCACUGCUUCUACUGGUGAGAAGUGGAAUGCUCUCGUCGACGAGCAUGAGCCCGAGGCCCUACUACAGAAGUUCAAGCUUGAGCUUCCGGACAAGGCGCAAGGCAAGGAUGGGGUCCUGGGAUUGGUCCAACAGGUGCUAAAGUACAGCGUCAACACGUGGGACCAAGGGUUCAUGGACAAGCUCUAUGCAAGCAACACUGCCGUCGGUGUUGUUGCAGACUUGUUACUCUCUGUCCUAAACACAAAUCUUCAUGUGUACCAGGUAUCACCAGCCUUGACUCUAAUAGAGAAGCUCACGGCUCGGCAAUUCGCAAGACUAUUUGGAUUUACCGGCCCUAGGGCAGGCGGAGUCGUCUGCCAGGGUGGAAGCUCAUCCAAUUUCACUUCUCUUGUCAUCGCCAAGAACACUCUCUACCCGGAGACUAAGUUGACUGGCAACGCGGGUUACGACUUUGCCAUCUUCACCAGUGUCCACGGCCACUACUCUGUCGAGAAGGGUGCGAUAUCAUGCGGUUUGGGCAAGUCGAGCGUCCGAACCAUCCCCGUUGAUGAGUUCGGCUCCAUGAUACCCUCAGCGCUCCGAGACGCUGUCGUCCAGGCCAAGUCGGAAGGAAAGACACCGUUCUACGUCAACGCUACCGCUGGCACAACGGUAUUGGGAUCGUACGACCCACUGGAGGAAAUCUCGGCCAUCUGCAAGGAAUUCAACCUCUGGAUGCACGUAGACGGUAGCUGGGGUGGCCCGGCGAUCCUGUCACGCAAGCACAGCCUUAAGAUGAAGGGAUCGCACCUCGCAGACUCUUUGACGGUCAACCCGCACAAGAUGCUCAACGCCCCGGUAACCUGCUCCUUCCUCCUCACCCCCGACAUCAAGGUCUUCCAUAGGGCCAACAGCCUCCCAGCUGGUUACCUCUUCCACUCCGUAGACGAAGGCGAGGUGUGGGACCUCGCAGACCUCACGCUACAAUGCGGUCGUCGCGGCGAUGCUGUCAAGCUCGCGCUGGCGUGGACGUACUACGGAGCGCAGGGCUUCGAGCAGCAAAUCGACCACGCCUUUAACAUGGCGGCGUAUCUGGCGACGCUCAUCGACAGGAGCGCCGAUGUCGUGCUCGUGUCGACGAACCCGCCGCCGUGCCUGCAGGUGUGCUUCUACUACGCGCCGGGCGGGAAGGUCUCGGACGACGUGGCGCUCAACACGAGGACGACGAGCGAGGUGGCGAGGAGGUUGGUUUCGAGGGGGUUCAUGAUCGAUUAUGCGCCGGGCGACAAGGGAAGUUUCUUUAGGGUGGUUGUGAACUGUCAGACAUUGAGCGGGACUGUGGAGGGGUUGGUGAAGGCGGUUGAGGAAGUUGGGAAGGAGGUCUGGAACGAGAACAAGGCAUAA
This is a messenger RNA of Scedosporium apiospermum, 1596 nucleotides long. RefSeq lists its product as uncharacterized. Gene Ontology annotation, molecular function: pyridoxal phosphate binding; carboxy-lyase activity. Gene Ontology annotation, cellular component: cytoplasm. The transcript is spliced from 4 exons. The record is from RefSeq and is a predicted model, not a curated record. Bases 1 to 1596 code for a protein of 531 amino acids. Gene Ontology annotation, biological process: carboxylic acid metabolic process. NCBI's taxonomy places the organism in Eukaryota, Fungi, Ascomycota, Sordariomycetes, Microascales, Microascaceae.